AUGUAUCCUACAGCACCUCCUGACGAUGAGAAAUAUGCAGCUGAUCAUAAUCACCAAAAUAUUGCAAAUCCUGUCCCAGCUCCAGGGCUGAACAAUCCUAGUGUAUUACGUACGUACACUCCUCCCCCGUACGCAUACAAUACGCAGCCUUCUGGUCAUGUAAGGGGGAACUGGUCCACUGGUCUUUGCCAUUGUUUUGAUGAUCCUGCAAAUUGUAUGAUCACUGCCUUUUGCCCUUGCAUCACGUUCGGCCAGAUAGCUGAGAUAGUGAGCCAAGGCGCUACAUCUUGUGCUUCACAGGGAGUGUGCUAUGGGAUUCUUCUAGCAACAACUGCAAACGCAUGCUUGUAUUCGUGCUUCUACCGCUCGCGGUUGAGAGGCCAAUAUGACUUGGAAGAAGCUCCUUGUGUGGACUGCCUGGUGCACUUCUGCUGUGCUACUUGUGCACUGUGUCAAGAGUACAGAGAGCUCAGAAAUCGCGGUUUUGAUAUGGGGAUAGGUUGGGAAGCCAAUAUGGACCGACGAAGGCGCGGAGUUACUGCAGCUCCGACUGUGGUUCCAGGGAUGACCAGAUAA
Prunus dulcis (almond) is the source of this 576-nucleotide messenger RNA. Its product is annotated as protein PLANT CADMIUM RESISTANCE 2-like. Lineage: Eukaryota; Viridiplantae; Streptophyta; Magnoliopsida; Rosales; Rosaceae. The coding region runs from base 1 to 576 and encodes 191 amino acids. The record is from RefSeq and is a predicted model, not a curated record. The transcript is spliced from 4 exons.